Molecule: messenger RNA, 1554 nt
Organism: Glycine soja
Lineage: Eukaryota; Viridiplantae; Streptophyta; Magnoliopsida; Fabales; Fabaceae
Product: glycinol 4-dimethylallyltransferase-like
Exons: 12
Coding region: 194-1372 (392 amino acids)
Cellular component (GO): membrane
Molecular function (GO): prenyltransferase activity
Source: RefSeq, a predicted model, not a curated record
CGGUUUUUUCUUCGUGGCGACUUCACGUUCUGUUGAUUAGUCUUUCUGACCGCUGUAUUCAACUACCUGCAAUAAUUUAUUAGUUCCCACAGCUCACUUAUGAUGGAGUAUAUAAAUUUGUAGAUCAAUCAAAUCACAUAUAACUUUGCAAAUCGAUCAAAUCACAAUUUAGUAAUUGGUUCAGUUAAUUUCCAUGGAUUCGGGGCUUGCUAUAUCUUCUCCUAAACCUUAUUCAGUGAUCACAACUGGUUCUUAUGCAUCAAAAGCUUCGCAGCACACAAAAAAAACUCAAAUAAAAUAUAAUUUGAAGCGGGUACAACAAUUAAGUUUGGGCCAUCGUUACAAAUGCAUUGAAGGAGGGUUUGCAUAUCAAGAAUGCAAUAGAAAGUAUGUUGUGCAAGCAGUCCCUGAAUCAUCUUUUGAUUCUGAACCUCAUACUUCCAAUCCUCAAAUCAUUUUGCACUCUGUCAAAGAUUUCUUAGCUACUUUAUGCACACUUUCCUAUCCAUAUGCAAUGAUUGGCUUAGCAUUAUGUGCACUUUCUUCGUCUCUCCUUGCAGUGGAAAAACUAUCAGACAUAUCUCUAUCAUUUUUUGUUGGUGUGUUACAAGCUGCGGUACCUCAAUUGUUUUUCGCAAUUUAUAGUAAUGCUCUAAAUCAAGUGUCUGACCUUGAAAUAGAUAAGAUAAACAAACCACAUCUUCCAUUGGCAUCCGGGCAAUUAUCCCUUAAAACUGUUGUCAUCAUUGCUGCGUCAUUUUUAACUUUGAGUUUUUGGCUUAGCUGGAUAGUAGGUUCAUGGCCUUUGAUUUGGAAUCUUGUAUUGAUUACUUCAAUAUGGACCGCUUAUUCAGUCAAUGUACCCUUCUUGAGAUGGAAGAAAAACCCAAUACUCGCGGCAAUGUGCAUGGUUUCAUCUUGGGCAUUUGUAUUGCCAAUUACAUUUUUUCUUCACAUGCAGACUUUUGUGUUGAAGAGGCCAAUUGUCUUUCCAAGAUCACUUAUUUUGGCUAUUGUAAUCAUGAACUUCUUCUUUGUGGGUAUGGCAUUGGCAAAGGAUAUACCUGAUGUUGAAGGAGAUAAAAUAUAUGGCAUUGAUACUUUUGCAAUACGUAUAGGUCAAAAACAAGUAUUUUGGAUUUGUAUUUUCCUUUUUGAAAUGGCUUUCGGAGUUUCCCUAGUGGCAGGAGCAACAUCUUCUAGCCUUUUGGUCAAAAUCAUCACGGGUGUGGGGAAUGCUGUUCUUGCUUCAGUUCUCUGGUUCCAAGCCAAUUCUAUAGAUUUGAGCAGCAAAACUUCUGGUGGAUCCUUUUAUAUGUUGAUCUGGAAGCUAAUGUACGCAUCAUACUUCCUCGUGGCUUUAAUUAGAUAAAAAUGUAACAGAAGGUUAAAGCAGUGAAACAACAAAAACUAUAGCGAUAUAUGUUUUCCCGGAUAUUAUUUCUUGUAUCAUUAAUAUUUUUCUUUAAUUGUGUAAAGACUUCUUGUGUAUUUACACAGAGACUUCGAUCUAUUGUUAAACAUUUCAUAAAUGGAACAGCUUGUUAUGCUGAA